Messenger RNA from Plasmodium relictum, 588 nucleotides. It is a transcript of the gene Trx-Px1, whose product is annotated as thioredoxin peroxidase 1, putative. Bases 1 to 588 code for a protein of 195 amino acids. The transcript has a single exon. Gene Ontology annotation, molecular function: thioredoxin peroxidase activity. The record is from RefSeq and is a predicted model, not a curated record. Gene Ontology annotation, cellular component: cytosol. Lineage: Eukaryota; Apicomplexa; Aconoidasida; Haemosporida; Plasmodiidae. Gene Ontology annotation, biological process: response to oxidative stress; cellular response to stress; cell redox homeostasis.
AUGGCAUUGAACGUAGGAAAAGAAGCUCCUUUUUUUAAAGCAGAAGCACUUUUUGGAGAUAAUUCUUUUGGUGAAGUAAGUUUAACUGACUUUAUUGAUAAAAAAUAUGUACUUUUAUAUUUUUAUCCACUGGAUUUCACUUUUGUAUGCCCAUCAGAAAUAAUAGCAUUAGAUAAAGCCUUAGAUUCAUUUAAAGAAAGAAAUGUAGAAUUGAUAGGAUGCAGUGUGGAUAGUAAAUUUACACAUUUAGCAUGGAAAAAAACACCAUUGUCAAACGGGGGCAUUGGUAAUAUAAGGCAUACUUUGUUAUCUGAUAUUACAAAAUCAAUUUCAAGAGAUUAUAAUGUUUUAUUUAAUGAUAGUGUAGCAUUAAGAGCUUUCUUUUUAAUAGAUAAAAAAGGAAUAAUUCAACAUGUGCUCAUCAAUAAUUUAGCAAUUGGUAGAUCAGUUGAUGAAAUUUUAAGAAUAAUUGAUGCUUUACAGCACCAUGAAAAAUAUGGAGAUGUUUGUCCAGCGAACUGGGCAAAAGGAAAAAUAGCCAUGAAACCAUCUACAGAGGGUGUUUCAGAUUAUUUAUCUAAAAUUUAA